AGGCGGCCCCUGGCACCCAGGGGGAGGGGACGGGCUGGCAAGUGGGGGCCUAGGCCUUGGGAGGCAGGGACCACAAGCAGGGCCAGCAGAGGAGAGGUACAGAAGCAAGAGUGCCCGAGUUGGCUGGCAGCUCCAAGUAGAACCAGAGGACGUUCUCCACUCAAGGAGAUUGAGCUAUCACUCACUUGCUGCACAAGAUGAUAUUCCUCACAGCACUGCCCCUGUUUUGGAUUAUGAUUUCAGCCUCUCGAGGGGGUCACUGGGGGGCCUGGAUGCCCUCGUCCAUCUCAGCCUUUGAAGGUACCUGUGUGUCCAUCCCCUGCCGCUUUGACUUCCCUGAUGAGCUGCGGCCGGCUGUUGUGCACGGCGUGUGGUACUUCAACAGCCCCUACCCCAAGAACUACCCGCCAGUGGUCUUCAAGUCACGCACCCAAGUCGUCCACGAGAGCUUCCAGGGCCGCAGCCGCCUCCUGGGGGACUUGGGCCUGCGCAACUGCACCCUCCUGCUCAACAACGUCAGCCCCGAGCUGGGCGGCAAGUACUACUUCCGCGGGGACCUGGGCGGCUACAACCAGUACACCUUCUCAGAGCACAGCGUCCUGGACGUCAUCAACACCCCCAACAUCGUGGUGCCCCCGGAGGUGGUGGCGGGCACGGAAGUGGAGGUCAGCUGCAUGGUGCCGGACAACUGUCCGGAGCUGCGCCCGGAGCUGAGCUGGCUGGGCCAUGAAGGGCUAGGGGAGCCAGCUGUGCUGGGUCGGCUGCGCGAAGACGAGGGCACCUGGGUGCAGGUGUCCCUGCUGCACUUUGUGCCCACCAGCGAGGCCAACGGCCACAGGCUGGGCUGCCAGGCGUCCUUCCCCAACACCAGUCUGCAGUUCGAGGGCUUUGCCAGCCUGGACGUCAAGUACCCCCCGGUGAUCGUGGAGAUGAACUCUUCAGUGGAGGCCAUCGAGGGCUCCCACGUCAGCCUCCUCUGUGGGGCUGACAGCAACCCCCUGCCGCUGCUGACCUGGAUGCGUGAUGGGACCGUGAUGCGGGAGGCAGUGGCCGAGAGCCUGCUGUUGGAGUUGGAGGAGGUGACCCCUGAGGAGGACGGCGUCUAUGCCUGCCUGGCAGAGAACGCCUAUGGCCAGGACAACCGCACCGUGGAGCUCAGUGUCAUGUAUGCUCCCUGGAAGCCGACAGUCAACGGGACAAUGGUGGCCGUGGAGGGGGAGACAGUCUUCAUCUCAUGCUCUACACAGAGCAAGCCGGACCCCAUUCUCACCAUCUUCAAGGAGAAGCAGAUCCUGGCCACGGUCAUCUAUGAGAGUGAACUGCAGCUGGAGCUGCCGGCAGUCAAGCCCGAGGAUGAUGGAGAGUACUGGUGUGUGGCUGAGAAUCAGUAUGGCCAGAGGGCCACUGCCUUCAAUCUGUCUGUGGAAUUUGCCCCUGUGAUCCUCCUGGAGUCACACUGUGCAGCCGCCCGGGACACAGUGCAGUGCCUGUGUGUGGUGAAGUCCAACCCAGAGCCAUCCGUGGCCUUUGAGCUGCCCUCACGCAAUGUGACAGUGAAUGAGACGGAGAGGGAGUUCGUGUACUCAGAACGCAGUGGCCUCCUGCUCACCAGCAUCCUCACGCUGCGGGGGCAGGCCCAGGCCCCGCCCCGGGUCAUCUGCACCUCCAGGAACCUCUACGGCACCAAGAGCCUGGAGCUGCCCUUCCAGGGAGCCCACCGACUGAUGUGGGCCAAGAUUGGGCCAGUGGGAGCCGUGGUUGCCUUUGCCAUCCUAAUUGCCAUCAUCUGCUAUAUUACCCAGACACGCAGGAAAAAGAAUGUGACAGAGAGCCCGAGCUUCUCGGCAGGGGACAACCCUCCCGUCCUGUUCAGCAGUGACUUCCGCAUAUCUGGGGCACCUGAGAAGUAUGAGUCCAGAGUGGUCUCUACCCUGGAAACCCACUGAGCGCCCCCGGAGAGCGAGAGGCGCCUGGGAUCAGAGAGGAGACUGCUGGGGCUUCGUGGGGAGCCCCCGGAGCUGGACCUGAGCUAUUCCCACUCGGACCUGGGAAAACGACCUACCAAGGACAGCUACACUCUGACUGAGGAGCUAGCUGAGUAUGCUGAAAUCCGUGUCAAGUGAGGGAGCUGGGGGCAGCCCGCGUGGGCACCCCCCCUCAGGACCCUCGCUGGCCCUCACUGGCUGUGGGCUCACUUCUUCCCUAAAGUAGUGGGGGGGGGAGCUAGGGUAGGAAGGGUAUGGGGCAGGUGACAGUGACAUCCGGGGGCCUGGCCUCCCCUCCUCCCCAGCUGCCCUCCCUGCCCGCACCUACACCCCACAUUUCAGCUCCCCUCUAACCUCCUUUAACCUCAUCUGUCUGGAGGGGAGCUCUGUCUGUCCGUGUUAUUUAUUGCUACCCCCUGCCUGGUCAUCUGCCCCUACACCUGGCCCCAGGGCCUUUACAAAAGGGACAUGAAAUAAAUGCCCCGAAGCCAA
This is a messenger RNA of Otolemur garnettii (small-eared galago), 2477 nucleotides long. RefSeq names its product myelin associated glycoprotein (gene MAG). NCBI's taxonomy places the organism in Eukaryota, Metazoa, Chordata, Mammalia, Primates, Galagidae. The coding region runs from base 198 to 1946 and encodes 582 amino acids. The record is from RefSeq and is a predicted model, not a curated record. The transcript is spliced from 12 exons.